CCGCGGCGAUGGAGGUUGGCGGCCGGGGUCGCCGCGGUGCAGGCCGGGAACGCUGGGCUCCGGCUCCGGGAGCGGAGAAACGCGGCCGCGUCGAGAGGCCGAGCGGGAUUUGCAGCUGAGGAGGAGGAGGCGCCCCCCCCCCACCCCCCGGGAGGGAACUUGGCAAAGAGAUGGCCCGGGCCACGGCGGGAAGGAGAAGGAAACGACCGGAAUGAGUGACUGGAGGGUUACGUAGGUCGACGACUGCCAUGCUCAUGGAGGCCACCGGCCAGCCCGCUGAGAUCGCCACUUCCAUUUCGGAACUGCAGGUGUUGGUAAUGGAGGAUUCACAGACAGGAAGCUCAGACCAAACGGCCCCUCCUGACUUGCCGGAGUUACUCGACGCGUCAGGAUCUGAACACCACUGGCCUUUGGACAUGGCAGUCGAAAGCUCCAUUCACCACGCGGACCAAGGGUUCAUGGGUUCCGAGUGCGGACCGGACUUCGGCCGGGCGUGCGGCCUGCUGAGGUACCAGCGCAGCCACACCCGGGAGAAACCGUGGAAGUGUGAGGACUGUGGGAAGAGGUUCCUGUACCCGUCCCACCUGGAGGCCCACCGCCGCAGCCACACCGACGAGAGGCCGUACAUCUGCUCCGUGUGCGGGAAGGGGUUCAAGCAGCUGUCCCACCUGCAGGAGCACCGGCGGGUUCACUCCGGCGAGCGGCCGUUCACCUGCUCCGUGUGCGGGAAGGGCUUCACGCAGUCGUCCAACCUGCUCAUACACCAGCGCGUUCACACCGGCGAGAAGCCGUUCACCUGCUCUCUGUGCGGGAAGGCGUUCACGCGGUCGGACAGCCUGAUGAUGCACCGCCGCAUUCACACCGGGGAGAGGCCGUUCAUCUGCUUUCGGUGCGGGAAGGGGUUCUCUCACUCGGGCGGUCUGCGGAAACACCAGCGAGUCCACAAGUGACUGCAGGAGCACGCUCUGCUGGUGUUGCACCUGAUAAUUGUAUCCAGGGUUGGACCAUGCUCACCGUCUGCAUUCAUUCUGGCGCUGUUCACAGCCCAUGGCUGGAGUUUAAUAUUCCUGACGGAUGCUGAAUAAAUCACCUCCAACUUUAACACCCAAAA
Hypanus sabinus (Atlantic stingray) is the source of this 1111-nucleotide messenger RNA. RefSeq names its product zinc finger protein 239-like. Lineage: Eukaryota; Metazoa; Chordata; Chondrichthyes; Myliobatiformes; Dasyatidae. Gene Ontology annotation, biological process: regulation of transcription by RNA polymerase II. Bases 249 to 950 code for a protein of 233 amino acids. Gene Ontology annotation, molecular function: RNA polymerase II cis-regulatory region sequence-specific DNA binding; DNA-binding transcription factor activity, RNA polymerase II-specific. The record is from RefSeq and is a predicted model, not a curated record. The transcript has 3 exons.